ACCAAUUAUUAAAGAAAAAAAACUAGAAAAUAUGAAGAAUGCAUUUUCGCUUGUGGUGUUCAUCACCUUCUUUAUCAUGCUUGCUUCCGUUAAUAAGGUGAAGGCAAACAUAUGCCAGGAUGCUCUAGGUGCUUGUCCACAAUGUGAUGUGAGAUGUAAGGCUAAGCACGGGCCAGCAGGUCAAGGCAGCUGCGAUAAUGUAAACCAACUCUGCACAUGUAAUUACACGUGCGGACCACCAAACCCUCAGCAGUCCGAACAAUGCUAUGGCCUGUUCAUUUGCACAGAUGCAUGCAAUCAAAACUGUGCCCAAAAGUAUCUCGGUGGAUCUGGAUUUUGUGAGAGCAUUGGCAAUACUAAAUUGUGCAAAUGCCAAUAUCCUUGCUAA
Eutrema salsugineum is the source of this 388-nucleotide messenger RNA. Its product is annotated as defensin-like protein 183. The transcript has 2 exons. The record is from RefSeq and is a predicted model, not a curated record. NCBI's taxonomy places the organism in Eukaryota, Viridiplantae, Streptophyta, Magnoliopsida, Brassicales, Brassicaceae. The coding region runs from base 32 to 388 and encodes 118 amino acids.